This is a messenger RNA of Colletotrichum spaethianum, 774 nucleotides long. RefSeq names its product transcription initiation factor TFIID subunit 12. Gene Ontology annotation, biological process: RNA polymerase II preinitiation complex assembly; transcription initiation at RNA polymerase II promoter. The record is from RefSeq and is a predicted model, not a curated record. Gene Ontology annotation, cellular component: transcription factor TFIID complex; nucleus. The transcript is spliced from 3 exons. Gene Ontology annotation, molecular function: transcription coactivator activity; protein heterodimerization activity. Bases 1 to 774 code for a protein of 257 amino acids. Lineage: Eukaryota; Fungi; Ascomycota; Sordariomycetes; Glomerellales; Glomerellaceae.
AUGGCUUCUCCUCCAUACUCCUACUCUCCGACCGCGCUAUCACCACCAUAUCCGUCCUCUGCACAACUCCCGAUGUCGAACAAGAAGCGUGCCUCGGAUGGCGCCCCCGCGGGAUCCGCUAAGCGCCGGAAGGCUUCGACGCUCUCCGUCACCUCAGCCGCCGCCCAUCCCCUCCGCCAAACCUCCUUCCCCCCCGAAGCCGGAUCGCCUUUCCCGCGUUCACCAUCGGCAGAUAACCUGAGCGUCGUUAGCGGCAGCCAGGUCAGCGCGCCUCCUAAGAAGAAGCGCGGAAGGAAGCCUAAGAACCAGACGAAUGUGGAGACGAGAGAGCAGACGCCGUCGCUCUACGACCGCUACGAACUCUGGCGCGCAGCCAAAUUGACAGAGUCUGUGGUGAAGAGGGUUGUCAACGCGACUGUCUCGCAGUCAGUACCGCCGAACGUCGCUCUUGCCGUCAAGUCGGUAUCGAAGCUCUUCAUUGGAGAGCUUAUUGAGAGAGCUCGAGACGUGCAGGGCGAGUGGAUCAAGGCCACAGGCGAGAAACAGUCCGAGGCGCCCACGCCUCCGCCGAAGGACGAGGCCAGCCAGACCCAAGCUGCUAAGGAGGACAGAAGGGGUCCCCUGCGGCCGGAUCAUCUCCGUGAGGCGUGGCGACGUUACAAGAUGUCUGGAGAUGGAGGCUGGGUUGGCAUUCAGGGUCUAUGGCACGAACAGCAGCAGAGUGGAGUGGAGAGAUUUCCCGUCCGAACUGGCGGACGGCGGAUUUUCAGGUGA